UCACUGGUAUGUAACGUGCCACUCCAAGCGAGUAGAACGCACAGUAUGCUGUUGCUCUCGAAGGAAGAAACAAUACGGCACGGUGUGUUUCGGUCCGUCCAUAUACCGUUCGAAAUUGUCAACGUGUGCACAUAUUUAUUCCAUCAGCAUGGAAUAAUACACUGACGUGUGGAUCGAUCGAUGAAAAGUGAUCAAAUAACGGGAACAUUCGUUUACCGUCCAUCUAACCGUGGUGAAAACUUGAAUCGAUCGUCCGAUCAAAAUUGGUGAACGUAUCGAAAAUCGGCAAGGUUUAUUCAAAUGCGAGGCCUCGUUCGCCGGGGCUAACAUCUCGCUAACGAUUGUGCAAUUAUUGGUGCCCGAGGCAUACCGACGAUCACGCGGUGUUUAUUUCCUAAAUAUCGCGCGCGAAGAGGAAAUGUAUACCGACGAUUCGCAGCCGUUUCCCGAAGUAGCACGUAAAACACACACGCGAGGUGAAAAGUGAACGGCAAGUGGAACAAACACAGUGUACGAAUAUUUUCUCUCCUAUUGGAAGGAAUAUCAUGGGUUUGAUUUCGCUACGCGAUUAAACCGCACGGCGAUAAAACACGGGACAAGAGAAGCUCGCACGGUAGUGCUGAACUUGCGAAGGGUUUAAUUCUAUAAAGGGACGGAACGAGGGCAUGAAGAAGAUGCUUCAGCUGCCGGUGAUCUUUGUUCUGAUAAUUUCGAUGUUCGUGGCCAGUGUCCCCGUGGACACGUCGCAUGAGGACGGACACGAUAAGAGUGCAGUAGACACUACGACGAACGUGAACAAUGGUGCAGUUAAUAUCACAACCGACAGUAAUACAACAACCGUCGCACCUCUGGUUCAAGCGGCCGAAAAUAAAACGGGAAAUUUAAAUAGUAAAAUAUCGGAACCGUCCCAGAACGUGACUAAAGCGAAUGAGACGGUACCGCAGCAUAUAGAGAAAGCCAAUGAAAAUAAGAAGCAUAAAUGUAAUUCCACGAAGGAACAAGAUGACAUGCAAGGCUGUUAUGUCUUACCACAUGACAGCGAAGAAGAUACAGACGAUAAUUUAGCGGGAAGUACGCCAGUGCCCACACCAGUUACGACAGACGUGACUAAGAAGACGGAGGUGAAUAAGACGAAAGCUUCAACGGAUGAGAUUAAAAUAAACGUUCAGAAGAAAAAUGAAAGCGUCGAUGUUUAUCCGUUAAAUUCAACGGAAACCACGCAGUCAGUGACCUAUGAUAUUGUGUCGACCGAAGCGAGUAAUGUUAAAAACACGAGUAGCACAGAGGGAAGCUUAAAACCUACUGUAAAGCCUACUACUGCGAAUGACACUACAACAAGUAAUCCAGUAGAACCGCCGAUGGUAAAUAAAAUAACAAGUGUAGAGUCCGAUGGUACUGUUACAGAAGUGAAAUCGGCAGAUAGAAACAAAAGUAUGCCAUCAGGAGUUAUAGCGUUAGUCAUUGCGAUCAGUUUUGGUGUCGCAAUCGCGAUAGUGUACAUUGGCAUGAUUGUUUGGAGGCGAUACAUUGAGUACAGGUACGGUCAUCGAGAGCUACUUGUUAAUGAACUGGAAUUUGACACCAAUGAUUUGCGUCACUUUGAGCUGUAAUUUGGAAGAAAAUUCAGAAACUUGCAGAAGAGAUACAAUUCAAUGACUCACAGCUGAGGCUGGUACCAUACACCUACUAAAGAUUUUUUAAUCUGUGAUACUAAGGACAUGCAUUGCGACUGACAGUCAACAAACCAAAUAUAUUUGGAUAAUGUUAUACAUUUCUUGUAAAAUAAUUGUUUUAUAUGUAUACAACCCGAUUUUUUCCACAAGUUAGUUAUUCAUUCCUCCUUUAGCAGACAAUUACGAUAAUGUUACUGUUAUUUAUAUUUUUUUUUCGUAAUGAUCAUAACAUACGGAUCGUUGAAUAAUAUCCUUUUGUUGGAUAAUAUGUCUGUAUGUUUUCGAAACUGUAUGGGUGCUAGAACGAAAUGUAUCAUUCUCUCAAUAAUUAUUGUGAACGAUAUAACCCGUUGUUUUGUAGUAUUUCAACUGUUAUUUAAUACAUAUUAAAUUUUUGUAAGCUA
Nomia melanderi (Alkali bee) is the source of this 2077-nucleotide messenger RNA. Lineage: Eukaryota; Metazoa; Arthropoda; Insecta; Hymenoptera; Halictidae. The record is from RefSeq and is a predicted model, not a curated record.